AUGUUUUUAGGAUAUACGAAAGGUGUGCACACAUUUGUCGACUAUUGGGAGCUCGAAGACAAAAAAACAACGAGAAAAACAAGCCGAAAAAUAAAAACAAUGACGGUAAAGCCUAUUAAACACAAAUAUUCUGACACAAUUGAAACUUCGUGUACAACAAAUUUGGAACAAUUAAAAACUCGUUAUAUUCAUCGAGUUACCCUUAGAGGGCUGAGUGAAAAUAAAAGAUACGGUACUUUAUUUGGCGAAAAUUAAAUUUUUUUAAUUAAAAAUUUGACAGAAUAUCAAGUUGGAUAUUUCAAACCUUCCAAAAUUCGCGGGGUAGAGUGUACAAUCCCGCAAUCUUUUUCUGAGGGAAAAGAUCCUCGCCAUUGUAAAAAAGUGACAAGGAAAGACGUCUUCAAUUUCUUCAUGUUCCCUUGGUCAAACCCCGGCGAUUAUGAUUUUACAAUUGCAAUAUUUGGUGAUCUG
Meloidogyne enterolobii is the source of this 471-nucleotide messenger RNA. The record is from the annotation of a GenBank genome assembly. Lineage: Eukaryota; Metazoa; Nematoda; Chromadorea; Rhabditida; Meloidogynidae.